Molecule: messenger RNA, 494 nt
Organism: Cydia fagiglandana
Lineage: Eukaryota; Metazoa; Arthropoda; Insecta; Lepidoptera; Tortricidae
Exons: 2
Coding region: 70-435 (121 amino acids)
Source: RefSeq, a predicted model, not a curated record
UGAAGUAUAAAAGCGAUGGCAAACCUUCAGUUGCAUCGAAGACAUCGAAGUACUCUAUAAAACAUAAACAUGGCGAUAUUGAAACACGCGACGUGUCUACUACUGCUGUUGGCCGUCAUCAGCUUAGUACUGGGUCAAACAGCUCAAGGAGGACCUCAUAUAACCCAAGGAGGUGCCCAUGAAUCUCAAGGAGGCGCACACGAAGAUCAGGGCCGGGUUAAGAGACAGGCCGAACAAGAUGGCGACGAAGACUCAGGAGUUGUGAGCUGGACUACCUGCGAUCAAACUACGACGCCGAAAUAUUCUUGCCAAGACUGCACCACUCGUCUAAUCUGUCUACCGAUUGGUGGAAAAGUGCUCGCUUGUCCUAGUGUGUACAGGCCCUACUGCAACAACGGUCGCUGUUCCGCUAUUCCUAGCGCAGGCUGUGCUUAAGCUGUGUUUGUAAUGUUUAUGUUUCCAACGAUAGUAGGGAUAGAUACAUAUAAGUAUUC